CUUCUCAGUCAGUUCUCACCGCUGCUGAUAAUUUUUUUUACUUUUUUUUGACAUUUAAUGUAUUGUUUCUACCUUCGAUAUUCGCGUGUAUUUACGUUCGAUAUUCAAUUCUAGUAAAAUAUUGAUAAUGUCAUCCUACGUGGACUGUGAAUGUUGCACUAAUAACCACUCAAAUAAUUACUAUCCUACAUCUGAAAAUCACUUUCAAAACAUGUGGUAUAGUUGGUGGUUAAACAGUCAGAAUGGUACACAUGGUGGAACAAAUCAAUCAGAAAAUAAUGGUGAAACAUGGUGCAUCACUUGUAUUGAGGAACAAAGAUUAAGAGAAGAACGUUUGAAUAGAUUGACCAAGAAACAGACAGAUGCAACUAAUGCCAAUGUCACUAAUUCUAUAUUACCAUCUAUUAAUUCCCAAAUGAUCAAUGCUAGAUGUGACAGAGUAGGAUAUGUUGAUGAUCGCAGGUCACAGGAUACUUGUGGUAUCUUACAAUAUGAAAGUGAAAAUGAAGAAGAGUUUGAAAUGGAAUUAAACAAUGAAUUUAAAAAGUUUCUUGAGCAAUCAGCUAGACAUAGAGAACAAAGAAAUAAGCAAAAAGAAGCAGACCUUGCAAAAGCUCAAAAAGAUGAUUAUAUUGAAGUAAAUGAAAUUGCACUUGAAGCAACAACUGUGGCACCAACACAGCAACAAGGUGCUUUGAGAAGUGAAGAAAUGAAAAUUUUGUAUGGUAUCUCAGCAUAUGAUAUUGAGAGUUUAGAAACUUCACUACAGUUACACUUCAAUAUGAAUGUAGAUAUGAGACAUCCAGUGUUUUGGCCAAGUAUCCCUCUAAAGUUUUGAUUAUAGCAUGCAUGACAUUUUUAACUUUGAUUCUUUCUAAACUAUACUGUAUAAUACAUAUGUUUUAAUGUGGAAAUUCCAUAGAAAAGUUAACU
This is a messenger RNA of Dendronephthya gigantea, 933 nucleotides long. RefSeq names its product gem-associated protein 8-like. Gene Ontology annotation, biological process: spliceosomal snRNP assembly. The record is from RefSeq and is a predicted model, not a curated record. Gene Ontology annotation, cellular component: SMN complex. The coding region runs from base 128 to 838 and encodes 236 amino acids. Lineage: Eukaryota; Metazoa; Cnidaria; Anthozoa; Malacalcyonacea; Nephtheidae. The transcript is spliced from 3 exons.